AAUACAACAAAUUUACAUGCAACUAGUUAUGCAUGUAGUCUAUAAAAUGGGGAUUUUAUAACACUUCAGAUACACUCGCUAAGUUUUACUUAAUAUCAUUUCUUCAUAGCCACCCAAAUGGAGUUUGCACAUCUCACUGUUUUAUCUCUCUUUUGUUUGGCUUUCGUGGGUAUCACAGCGACAUCAUCUGGAGAAGAUUACUGGCAAUCUGUUUGGCCAAACACUCCUUUGCCAAAGACCUUCUCCGAUCUAUUAAUUCCAAGUGGAAAAACUAAUAGUCUACCUAUCAAAAGUGAAGAAUUGAACCAAUAUUCGACGCUCUUUUUUGAACAUGACCUUCACCCUGGGAAAAUCUUUACUUUGGGUAACACUCAUUCAGUAGGAAAUAUAAUUCGGCCAUUCACUAAAUCAAGACAAGGUGUCACGGAUUCCAUAUGGUUAGCAAACAAAGACGAACAAAGUCUUGAGGACUUUUGUUAUAGUCCAACUGCUAUAGCAGAACACAAACAUUGCGUAUCAUCCUUGAAAUCGAUGAUUGACCAAGUCGUUUCACAUUUUGGAUCAACAAAGAUUAAGGCAAUUUCAAGUAACUUUGCUGAAAAUCAAGAGCAAUAUGUGGUGGAAGAAGUGAAAAAGGUAGGAGAAAAUGCAGUGAUGUGUCAUAGAUUGAAUUUUGAAAAGGUAGUAUUCAAUUGCCACCAAGUGCGUGACACAACCGCUUAUGUGGUCUCAUUGGUAGCCUCAGAUGGAACUAAAACUAAGGCUUUAACAGUCUGCCACCAUGACACAAGAGGUAUGAAUCCUGAAUUGCUUUAUGAAGCACUCGAAGUUACUCCUGGAACUGUUCCUGUAUGUCAUUUCAUUGGCAAUAAGGCCGCUGCAUGGGUACCAAAUCAUACCGUGGACAAUCUUUGUGUCAUAUAGAUGUUAAAUAGUUCUGCACUCAUUCUCAUUCAAUAAUUUCAUCAUGUUUGUGACUUGAGGAUUUUCAUCUUUAUUUGACUCUCAUGCUAGAAAUUAACCUGUUUUAAAAAUAAAACAUGUUUUGAGGGAGGAAUGGGAUGUGCAAGAACUAGAUAUUAUGUAUUUUAAAUAAAACAAGUUAGAAAUGUGGGUGUAUCUUGGUAAUUAAUGGUAUCUUAGUAUCGUAUGGCCACUACAUGGAUGUAUGUUUGAAAUGUAUAAUAAAAAAAAUGUCGUGUUUGAAUUAA
Molecule: messenger RNA, 1211 nt
Organism: Vicia villosa (hairy vetch)
Lineage: Eukaryota; Viridiplantae; Streptophyta; Magnoliopsida; Fabales; Fabaceae
Product: embryonic abundant protein VF30.1-like
Exons: 3
Coding region: 118-924 (268 amino acids)
Source: RefSeq, a predicted model, not a curated record